This is a messenger RNA of Macrobrachium nipponense, 907 nucleotides long. RefSeq names its product exosome complex component RRP41-like (gene Ski6). Gene Ontology annotation, cellular component: nuclear exosome (RNase complex); cytoplasmic exosome (RNase complex); nucleolus. The transcript is spliced from 4 exons. The coding region runs from base 162 to 884 and encodes 240 amino acids. Gene Ontology annotation, biological process: nuclear mRNA surveillance; rRNA catabolic process; poly(A)-dependent snoRNA 3'-end processing. The record is from RefSeq and is a predicted model, not a curated record. Lineage: Eukaryota; Metazoa; Arthropoda; Malacostraca; Decapoda; Palaemonidae.
CUCAAUGAGCGAGGGAGCUGUUACAGUGGGAAACUACUGCUGCUACUACUAUUGAUGAGAAUUUGUGUUUGACGUGAUUCAAGAGACUGUCCUGUACACGAGUUCUGUCGUUUCUUCCGAUUUUGUCUUAGUAUUCGCUGCUAAGCUCCUGUGGAUAUACUAUGGAGAUAAUUUCCCCUGAGGGUCUGCGUCAGGAUGGUAGAACUCCUACAUGUCUAAGAACAAUCAGUUGCAGAUUAGGUUUAUAUGAUAGGCCUAAUGGCAGUGCUUAUUUAGAGAUGGGUAAUACAAAGGUCCUUGCUGCAGUGUAUGGCCCACGGGAGGUUCGCAGUAUUAGUAAGCAGCAACUUGAUGAAUGUGUUAUCCAGUGUCAAAUGAGCCGAAUUGCUGCUUGUCAAGGGGAACGUGUCAGACGUCCAAGAGAUCAGAGAACUCGAGCUAUGAGUCUGCAGAUUUCUGGGAUAUUCCAGGGAGCCAUACGUAAAAGCAAAUAUCCAGGGUCCCAAAUUGAUAUUUAUGUUCAGGUGCUGGAAGCAGAUGGAGGAGUUAUGUCUGCAUGUGUAAAUGCUUCAACUUUAGCUUUAAUACAUGCAGGAGUAGAACUAGUUGAUUAUGUGGUAUCUUGUACUGCAUCUAUGCACAAGCAAACACCAGUUUUGGAUGUCACCCAUCAAGAAACAGUUACUGGCUGUGAGCUAACCAUAUCAUUCCUUCCAAACAAGGAACAAAUUAUUUCUAUGGAUACAUCACAUCCUUUGCAUCAAGAUCAGUUUGAACCUGUAAUGGAUCUUGCCAUUGUUGGUUGUCACCAAGUGUAUGAUAAUAUGCAUCAAGAAGUUGAAGCCUACUUACAGGAUAAACAUGCAAUUAUGUCUCAUAGAUAAACCUUAAUAAAUGGAUACAUUUA